Messenger RNA from Castor canadensis (American beaver), 1938 nucleotides. NCBI's taxonomy places the organism in Eukaryota, Metazoa, Chordata, Mammalia, Rodentia, Castoridae. The record is from RefSeq and is a predicted model, not a curated record.
AAUGGUUAUUAUUUACCAUACUACAAGAGAGAAAGGAACAAACGGAGUACACAAAUCACAGUCAGAUUCCUCGACAACCCAAAUUACAGCAAAAAUAUCCGCAAAAAGGAUCCUGUUCUUCUGUUACACUGGUGGAAGGAAAUAGUUGGGACAAUUUUAUUUUGUAUCAUAGCAACAACUUUUAUUGUGCGCAGACUUUUCCAUCCUCAUCCUCACAGACAAAGGAAGGAAUCUGAAACUCAGUGUCAAACUGAAAAUAAAUAUGAUUCUGUAAGUGGAGAAGCCAAUGACAGUAGCUGGAAUGACCUCAAAAACUCUGGAUAUGUAUCACGAUAUCUAACAGAUUUUGAACCAAUCCAGUGCAUGGGUCGUGGUGGUUUUGGAGUUGUCUUUGAAGCUAGAAACAAAGUAGAUGACUGCAAUUAUGCUAUCAAGAGGAUCCGUCUACCCAAUCGUGAAUUGGCUCGGGAGAAGGUAAUGCGAGAAGUUAAAGCCUUAGCCAAGCUGGAACACCCAGGUAUUGUGAGGUAUUUCAAUGCCUGGCUGGAAGCACCACCAGAGAAGUGGCAAGAACAGAUGGAUGAAAUUUGGCUGAAAGACGAAAGCACAGACUGGCCACUCAGCUCUCCUAGUCCAAUGGAUGCACCAUCUGUUAAAAUUCGCAGAAUGGAUCCUUUCUCUACCAAGGAACAUAUUGAAAUCAUAGCUCCUUCACCUCAAAGAAGCAGGUCUUUUUCAGUGGGGAUUUCCUGUGGCCAGACGAGUUCAUCCGAGAGCCAGUUCUCUCCACUGGAACUCUCAGGAAUAGCCCAUGGGAAUGGCAGUGGGUCAGUGGAUGCAGCACACAACCUCCAGGACAGUUGCCUAACAGACUGUGAUGUGGAAGAUGGUACUAUGGAUGGCAAUGAUGAAGGGCACUCCUUUGAACUUUGCCCUGCUGAAGCUUCUCCCUACGUAGGGUCAAGGGAGAGAACUUCCUCUUCCAUAGUGUUUGAAGAUUCUGGUUGUGAUAACGCAUCCAGUAAGGAAGAGCCCAAAACUAAGCAGCUACACAUUGGCAACCAUUAUACUAAUAAACUAACUGAUUUCAAGUAUUCCAGCAGCAAAUCUUCUUCUGAAGCUACAUUGUCCCUUUCUCCUCCAAGACCAACCACUUUAAGUUUAGAUCUCACUAAGAACACUACGGAGAAACUCCAGCCCAGCUCACCAAAGGUGUAUCUGUACAUUCAGAUGCAACUGUGCAGAAAGGAAAACCUCAAAGACUGGAUGAAUCGACGGUGUACCAUUGAGGAGAGAGAGAGGAGCGUGUGUCUGCACAUCUUCCUGCAGAUUGCAGAGGCCGUGGAGUUUCUGCACAGUAAAGGACUCAUGCACAGGGACCUCAAGCCUUCCAACAUAUUUUUUACAAUGGAUGACGUAGUCAAGGUUGGAGACUUUGGAUUAGUUACUGCAAUGGACCAAGAUGAGGAAGAACAAACGGUUCUGACUCCAAUGCCAGCUUAUGCCACACACACAGGACAAGUAGGGACCAAACUGUAUAUGAGUCCAGAGCAGGUGAGUCUUUCAGACCUGGCAUCAGCAUGGCAGUAAGCCAACUAUACCUGAUGAAUCUCUUCCCAUUAAAGUAUCCAGUAGUAUAUUAAAGUAUCAUUAAAGUAUCCAGUAGUAUAUCGCCUGAAAAGUAUGAAGCUAGUGUGCCACAGGCAACACAACUCCAACCUGAAUUAGAGGUAGAGGAAGAAGAGUACAGUGCAUAAAGCAUGCUCUCACCGUCUGAACCAGAGCCUGGCAACAAGAAGUUUAGAAAGAGUCUUGAAAGCCACCUUCCCAAACUUAAUGCUAGCUUGCUCUGUGUGGACAAUGUAGAAACUGUUUUCAGAGCCAGAUAGAGACAGAGGUUCUGUACCAAACCACCCUCUGGUUAUGCACAGACAGGUU